Molecule: messenger RNA, 1071 nt
Organism: Jatropha curcas
Lineage: Eukaryota; Viridiplantae; Streptophyta; Magnoliopsida; Malpighiales; Euphorbiaceae
Source: RefSeq, a predicted model, not a curated record
AAUUCUUUGACUGAGACGAAAGAGCAGAGAAACACAGUGGAAAGGGGCGGAAGCUCUGCCCUCUGCUCCUUCCCCAAAAUUUCAGUGAAAAACGAAGAAAGAAACUUAAAAGAAAAGGAUUCUUGUUAGACGUUGUCGGAGACCAAGAACAACUGAACAUUUUCAAGUGGAAGUCCUGGUGACUGAUCAGUAAAGAGGUGUACAGCCAUGCUUGCCACUGCAUCAGUUGUUGGCAGUUUGAUCUUCAUUAACAACAGGAGAUUGGUUGAAAUUUUCCCUGAAAGGAUACGGAAUUUUUGGAAUGAAUGGGAGCUUCGUGGAGCAGUUAUUGUCAGCCUCUCCGUGCAGAUGGUUCUGAUUGUAUUAGGAAGCAGAAGAAAGUACAUAGCCAGAGAUUGGCUAGCAUUCAUCCUGUGGAUUGCUUACCUGUCAGCAGACUGGAUUGUAAAUCUUUCACUUGGUGUUCUCUCCAACAUGGACUCAAGCAAUGAGAAUGGUUCACUGGAUACAAAGUAUGUGAUAAUGGCAUUUUGGGCACCGUUUCUUCUUCUGCAUCUUGGUGGUCCAGACACCAUCACAGCCUAUUCAUUGGAAGAUAACGAAUUAUGGAUGAGGCAACUGCUUGGUCUAAUUGUUAAGUUUGGAGGGGCAUUUUAUAUCUUAAUAAGGUCAUGGAUGGGAAAUCCAAUCAACUUUCUAGCAGUUCCAAUGUUUGUUCUUGCAAUAAUUAAGUGUGGGGAGAGGAUUUGGGCUCUACGAUUUGCAAGCAGUGAUCAGUUUAGGAAAUGCAUGCUUCCUCAGCCUGAUCCAGGAUAUAGCUAUGCUAAAUUCAUGGAUGAUUAUAUUUCAAAAAGAGCUGAGGGUUACAAUGUGUCGUUGGAGCCUGUGAUUGAGGAAGCUUCCAUUGUGCUUGGCCAGUCUUGUAAAGCUGCAGCAAACAGCAUUGUUCCUGAUGCUGUCGUCUUGCAUGAUGCUGCAUAUUUCUUCAGCAUUUUCAAACGAUUAUUUGCUGACCUUAUCCUCAGCUUCCAGGAUAUCAGUUUAGGAAAAUGCAUGCAUUCCUCAGCCUGA